UUAUCCAGAGCACUGUGUUUCACUUUGUGCAUAUAAAGUUUGCUUGGAAUUAUCAAACCGAAUGAUGAUGCGUCUUGUAGUGUUAUCAUUGGCUGUUGUAGCUAUCGUUGCAAAUCCUGUAAUACUGAAGUUGGACGAUGAAUGGGCCACGUGGAAAUCAACGUAUAACAAAGUGUAUGAGCAUGGAGAAGAACAAGUUCGGCAGUUAAUUUGGGAAGAAAAUUUUCGAAGUGUUGCCAAACACAACCUUGAAUAUUCUAUGGGCCAACGCUCAUUUACACUAGGCAUGAACAAAUUUGCAGAUAUGAAAAAUGAAGAAUUUGUUGCGAUAUUAAGAGAUUUGAGAAAAAGUAAUAGGACUCGUGCUUCAUCCUUCGUGUCAGCAAGCUUCAUAAAAGUUCCAGAUGAGAUUGACUGGAGAGAUCAUGGUUGUGUAACCCCUGUCGAAACCCAGGGUAUGUGUGGCUCCUUCUGGGCCUUCAGUGCCACUGGAUCUCUCGAAUGUCAAACAUUUAAGAAAACCGGAAAGCUUCCCAUUCUCAGCGAGCAGAACCUUAUAGACUGCUCAGAAGCUCAGGGAAAUCACGGAUGCCAGGGAGGUACAGUAGAUCAAGCGUUCGAGUAUGUGAUGAAAAAUGGAAUCGACUCUGAAAAAUGCUAUCCAUACAUAGCUGUGCAAAACAAAUGCAGUUUCGAUGGAUCUUGCGUGGCUGCUCGUUGUACCGGAUACGUUGACCUACCCCCUGGAAAUGAGGUUGCUCUAAAGGAGGCUGUUGCAUCUGUCGGUCCCAUUUCGGUUGCCAUUGACGCUAGUCGCGCGUCUUUCAAACUAUAUACAUCUGGUAUUUACAAUGAACCCGAAUGUAGCUCGACGAGUUUGAAUCAUGCCGUUCUUGUUGUAGGCUACGGUACUGACGCUGAAUCUGGAUUAGAUUACUGGUUGGUGAAGAACAGUUACGGAACCACAUGGGGCAUGCAAGGCUAUAUGAAGAUGCUACGCAACAAGAACAACCAAUGUGGAAUCGCCAGUUUAGCUAGCUAUCCUCUCGUCUAACCAUUUACAUAGAUUUAAAAUCUGUAGGCCUACUUUCAAUAAAAAGUGUAUCCUAUUGAUUUGUGCACAAUAAAUUAACGCAAAUAUAUAA
This is a messenger RNA of Anneissia japonica, 1145 nucleotides long. RefSeq names its product cathepsin L1-like. The transcript is spliced from 7 exons. NCBI's taxonomy places the organism in Eukaryota, Metazoa, Echinodermata, Crinoidea, Comatulida, Comatulidae. Gene Ontology annotation, cellular component: lysosome. The record is from RefSeq and is a predicted model, not a curated record. Gene Ontology annotation, molecular function: cysteine-type endopeptidase activity. Bases 62 to 1054 code for a protein of 330 amino acids.